CUGGGAUGUCCAUCCCCUUGGACUGGGUUGGGAGAACACAGGAAACACCCCAGCCCUCUCCCACAGAGCCUCAGCCUGUGACAGCUACUUCCCGCUGACGAGCAGAACGGCCUGAAGCCAGCAGCAGAGCCAGCUCCGACAGAGGCAGAACUGCCUCAGAAGCCUCCUGUAGCUAACAGCCCCAUCCACAGCCUCUCCAGGGCAGGUGCUUCCAGGAGCAACCCCGACAUUAGUUGGUCCUCAUGUCAGUCAAACCUAGUCCUGCACCUGGGCCCACCUUGGCACCCAACAAUGAUUUUGAAGAGAUCCACAACUGGACACAGCUGCUCCAACUCCUCAACCACACCUUUACUGACUGCCACACGGACCUCAACGAGAAUACCAAGCAAGUGGUCCUCUUCGUCCUCUAUCUGGCCAUCUUCGUGGUGGGGUUGGUGGAGAACGUCCUGGUGAUAUGUGUCAACUGGCACCGCUCGGGUCGGGCGGGGAUGCUGAGCCUAUACAUUCUCAACAUGGCCAUCGCAGACCUGGGCAUCAUCCUAUCUCUGCCUGUUUGGAUGCUGGAGGUCAUGCUGGAGUACACCUGGCUCUGGGGCAGCUUCUCCUGCCGCUUCAUCCAUUAUUUCUCCCUUGCCAACAUGUACAGCAGCAUCUUCUUCCUCACGUGCCUGAGCAUCGACCGCUACUUCACGCUCACCAAUGCCUCUCCCUCCUGGCAGCGCCACCAGCACCGAGUACGGAGGGCUGUGUGCGCAGGCGUCUGGGUCCUCGCAGCCAUCAUCCCCUUGCCUGAGAUUGUGCAUAUCCAGCUGCUGGACGGCUCUGAGCCCAUGUGCCUCUUCCUGGCACCUUUUGAAACGUACAGCACCUGGGCCCUGGCAGUGUCCUUGUCUGCUACCGUCCUGGGCUUCCUACUGCCCUUUCCUCUCAUCGCAGUUUUCAACAUCCUAUCGGCCUGCCGGCUUCGGAGGCAGCAACGACCAGAGAGCAGGCGCCACUGCCUGUUGCUGUGGGCUUACAUAGCUGUCUUCGUAGUCUGCUGGCUGCCCUACCAUGUGACCACACUGCUGCUCACUCUGCAUGCGACACACAUCUUCCUUCACUGCCACCUGGUUAACCUGCUCUACUUCUUUUACGAAAUCAUUGACUGCUUCUCCAUGCUGCACUGCGUCGCCAACCCCAUCCUUUACAACUUUCUUAGCUCAAGCUUCCGGAGCAGGCUUCUGAGCAUUGUGGUCCGUUACCUCCCCAAGGAGCAAGCCAGGGCAGCGGGCGGGCGAGCCUCCUCUUCGUCAUCCACCCAGCACUCCAUCAUCAUUACCAAGGAUGACAGCCUGCCUGCUGCAACAAAUCUCCACCCCCAACCCAUCCAAAACCUUCCGGCAUCCUCUCUGCCUCCAAACGCCUCACCUACACUCUGCAAUUCCAUAGCCAGCUAAGGUAGAUUCCAGGCUCCUCCACCAAUAACAAACUCCAAAGGGCUUCACUAUGCAAGUUGUGGGGACAAGAGGCCAGAGGCCAGGGACCCGGGUGGCUUCAGCAAGGCGUUCUCUAGCUGUGCAGUCAUCCUGUGUGAUAAGUGGAGGGCGUGGUUACAGCCAGCAAGCCGGGUCUCGGCAGGCACCCUACAGCUGGCUCAGCAGGACGGUCCUUCCACCCAGUCAUCCAGGAAACGCAGCUCCAUUUCCGUGUGGUAUACUCCCCUCCUCCCACCCAUCCUGCUUCCUCUACCGGCAGUAGUGGCCUCCUGGCCGAAGACCUCCCAGCUUUGAACCUAGGACACUAUCUUCUUGGGAGACAGAGAGCCAACAGUGAUCCCACCCACCCCACCCCCAUCUAUCUCUCCAGUCCACAGCAAACUAUCAAGGAUAAAAAAUCACUCUGAGAACACUUAGAGAGCCCACUGCAAGUACUCUGCCACUGUCCCAUAUAGGGAGAUGGAAGGCCAAACGCUGAUUUCCCGAUUUCCAGAACUCUACAUCGAGUUCUCACUAGUCAAGUCUUUUCAUAGUUCCCCCGCUCAGCAGUUUGUCUACUGAAACUAAAAGUAAGAAAAGAUGUCCUCUUGCUAAAAAGUUGGUCCUCUGGCAAAGGCUCAUUUGCCAGACUUGGGAAAUUGGGGCAGUGAACAUGAAAGACCAAAGCGAAAGCUUCAGAAUGCAGCUCCUGCUUUCUGCGUCCUUGGCUUCUGGAACCCAUUGAGAGAACAGUGGACUUGCAGACCCACAGUCUGCUCUGGUAAUGGGUGCCCCUAUACUGUCCUCUGAUCUGUCUCCUGAUUCUUCUACCAGCAGCGUACCUGUGUGUGUUGGAGACGUGUGCAUGUGUGUGAAUGUGCAUACCAAAACCAAAGGUCAACAUCAGAUGUCUUCCUCAAUUGCUCUCCAACUUCUAUUUUGUGAAUGUCUCUGAGCAUAGAGUUCACCCUCGGCUAGCCUGGCUGGCCAGCAAGCUUCAGGCCCCACAGUUAUCCCUGCCCUCAAUCACUAAGGCUGCAGAUGCAUGCCACUACCAUGUCCGCCAUGUGUGCGGCAGACUUUACAACUGAGCCACCGCCCUAACUUCCUGAAAGGCUUAACCACUACUCAACCAGAAACCACUUUUGCUUUUAGAAACCUCAACCUGCACUCCCUGAAAAUUUCCCCACAGGCUCCAAUGGUGCACGCACCCAGGUCUAUCAACCGUGAAGAGGGGAAACCAGUACUGACUCCACUCACUGGUUCUGCAACUGAGAGGGUCCUGAGUUAUAGACAGCGACUCAGUUACAGAGCCAAAGGCUUGCUGACCCAGACACUUUAGCUGCAGCUUAAGGUGCAGUAAAAAAAAAAAAAAAAAAAAAAAAAAAAAAAAAAAAUUAACCAAAUAAUGCAAAAAUUACACUAAAAAGACUUUCUUUGAACAAUGUGAGUUAAGCCCACCUGUAUGCUGGUCUGUAUCUUAUACAAAGGCACCCACAGAAGUCACCUCCCUGAGACCAGAAUGCGUUUUUCCAAGGGCUUUUCCAUCCAUGAAAGGGAUGAGUAGAAACUAGACACACUGAUUACAAGGCUGUCUACCCAGCGGAUGUUUACCAAGCAGAUGAUCGGCCAGGCCUCCGGCCUCAGCCAUGUGCUCUGGGACCAAAUGGACCACAGGCCUGCAUUCUACCUAGCAAAAUGGAGCCUCUGCCUCCUGCUUGAUGGUUCUUUUCCCUCCCCAGCUGCCUCCGACUCAGACUCACUAUUGCACCAUGAAGUGGAUGGCAAGAGCCACCUUGCUUCCUAACUUUGCACUGAGACCUGCACAGAGGCCGGGCAGAUCACUUCAGAGCUGUUUUCCCUCGAACACUGAAUCAUUUCCCACUAAAAACCAGUCAACAAGCCAAUCCUGGGGAAUUCCAGCCACAGGAGACAAUGUGUUGCUGGAAAGAACCCUGGCACCUGCCUAACUGGUGGAAGCUCCUGAGGGAGAUGAAGUCUGGGUAAAUGUGUGGACGUGGAGAAACAACUCCCACUUCAGGUUUCUUUUCUCUUUUUAAUCUCACUCUCUUUUUAUUCUAAAUAAAAACCACACUUUGUGCUGAACAACGGAAUAUAAAAGAAUCAGAUGUACGAUUUUAGACGUCUACUAUUUUGGGGAAAAAGGUUUACAAAAUAUACAAAACUUUACAGCAGAUAGUAAACACUUAAAUAUCAGGUCAAUACUUCUUAACUUAAUGGAAGGAGUUAGACAGCAACAGCUUCUCCGCUUCUGAAGAGACUUGAGCUACUCAGGUAGGGACCGACAAGGAAAAUGUCUCUGCGUCAUUUUCCUGUGACAUGGAUUAUGACAGAGUCACACUGAAAGGGAUGUGAUGCAGCUGUUUGGUGCACCUGGGACAUCUAGAUACUCUCAGGCAGACAGGGUCCACUUCACAGGAGCCCACUCCUGUGCCAGCAAAUUCAGUACCAUCUAUCCAGAGACUUAAGCUCACUUUCCAAGUUGAGUAGUCUUAGAGUAUGGUGGAGGGGCACAACAGGAAGCCAGAAAAGGAAGGUAAUCAGUAGUAAGGUCCUGCCUAGGUUAAAAAGCUCUGAAGUGUACAGGUCUGCCCUGUAGACAAAGGGCUAGAGAUAGGUCACAAUAAAAUAAAAAAUAAUUCUCACCCAUUUCCUGGUUCCUGAGCCCCCGUUACUUCUUUUCUUCAAACUAGCCAUCAACUGUGGGGACUCGACAGAAUCGUAAAACUUAGAACCAAAUCCUGGGCUUCAUUCAGGAGAGCUUCCAGCCAGCCUGUGGCAUUUCUGACCACCAGGGGUCGCCAGCAUGCAAGGAUGCAUCCUGUUGCUGGCCGCAGCAGCCCACGUUGAUGCCAGCACACCACAUCAGCAUUACCAUUUCCCCUUAGGGAAGAAGGUAGGACUGUCCCAGAGGCUGGCUUGAUGCUCUUCAAAAAGCCCUAAUGAUUGCUGAACAAGACAGUUCUGAAAAUUGUUCAGCUGGUCAUGAGUACAAACCAAAAAAAAACAGGGGUGGGGGGGGGGGACAGGCAGAGAUGAAACACUGAGAGUUCAAAGAGCUCUAGAACACCACAGCAAGGGAGAGAGCUAAAGGGGAAUCCAAAAGGAAGGAGAAAGUGAAGUAAAAUGAACACCUUCCACCAGGGAUCCUUGAGUACCCUUCACUGCCACGUUGUUUCAAGUAAAUCAACUCAAGAGAAGGAUGAACUAGGCACAGGCAAAGAAAAUACAACUUAACACAGAACAGGAGAGGCAUGGUUUGGACAAUGAGCCUCAUGAGCUUGCUACAUGUCUGACUGGGACCAACUGGGCUUCCGUGAUCAGAAGAUAUAGUUUGUAUUUUAGUGUUUCAGGGGCAAAACUUCAAAUGUCUGCUUUUUGGUUUAUGGCAAAAAGGGAAAACUUCACAGUUUCAAGUUAAGUACACAGAUCACCCAGCAUCCAUGAUGCCACAUGCUAAGGAAAACCAUUUCUCCUCCAUCAGUGCUGAGAGCCGCUGAGUACCACCCCUCUCAAAUCAACCGUUCGCAGCCUCUGCCGGAAAAGACUUGGAAAGCCCAGCAGACGCAGAACUGUAGCUUGCUACGCAUCCUCAGCGUAAGAAAAUGGGAACUCAGAAACUAAAAGUCACACAGCAAGGACUUCCUGAUGGAAAUGUCACAGGUUUAGAUACCAAAAGCUGGCCUUUGAGCCCACGAGAAAACCCUGUGCAGCAACUCACAGGCUUUCUCAGCUCAAGGCUGGAGAAAGAGGCAGAUGGCCAGCCCGACAGGAUACAGCUUUGGUCCGCCUCCAUAUCUUAAUAUACAGACAGGAGGCUCCCCAAGUCAGAAGGAUAAACUGUGCAAAAACCUUCGUGUGACUCGACUGGGGUUUGUUCUGCUGGAGACUACACCUGAAGAGGCUGUGCUGCCGAAAAGGCCCGGCACACUCUCUCGUAGUUAACCCCAUCCUCCAACCCACAGAUGUAACCACCUGUUGGGAUAUGGCUCCUUGCUUGAGAGAAACUAAUUUUCCUAAAGCCGCUUAUCAAAAAGAGAUGCUGGGUAACAUGUAUACAAAUCAGAAAAAAAUAAAUAAAUACUAAUGUCUAAAAA
Meriones unguiculatus (Mongolian gerbil) is the source of this 5575-nucleotide messenger RNA. It is a transcript of the gene Ackr5, whose product is annotated as G protein-coupled receptor 182. Gene Ontology annotation, cellular component: membrane. The transcript is spliced from 3 exons. The record is from RefSeq and is a predicted model, not a curated record. NCBI's taxonomy places the organism in Eukaryota, Metazoa, Chordata, Mammalia, Rodentia, Muridae. Gene Ontology annotation, biological process: G protein-coupled receptor signaling pathway. Gene Ontology annotation, molecular function: G protein-coupled receptor activity. Bases 243 to 1439 code for a protein of 398 amino acids.